This is a messenger RNA of Menidia menidia (Atlantic silverside), 885 nucleotides long. The record is from the annotation of a GenBank genome assembly. NCBI's taxonomy places the organism in Eukaryota, Metazoa, Chordata, Actinopteri, Atheriniformes, Atherinopsidae.
CGUGAGGGGGAGUUUAGACUCGAAGGCAAGGAGAGGGUGGAGAGUGGAGAUGAAUACAGGGAACAAAAGACCAGAGAGCCAUUACCUCAGCACAGCUCCUGGGCCUGGCUCCACUCAAGGUUUCCAUCUACCGGCGGCUCGGAGCAGGGCCGACGGAGCGAGACUCAGUUUGGAACGGACAUCGUCAAUUAUCGCUUGGGAUCGGCUGCAUUACCCUCUGCAACCCUUCUGGGAGUAAGCAGUCCAGACAAUGAAUUGAUGGAAGGGUUUAGUGAGAGUUUGCAGAGGUUCCAGAAGGGGUCAGCAGAACGAGGGGUAAGCGAGGGAAUCCAGACCACAGCGUGGUCAAUCCAAGAUGGUGGCCGGGGCACCGGGCAGAUGGUAUCGGCACAGGUCCUCGUGCUCAAAAUGAGCUCAGAUGAGCUGCAGGUGUGCCUCACCCUCAUGGAUACCAUUUUCGGCCCCACUGAGAGCUCAAAGAUCUGCCACGGAAGAGCUGAGCAGAAGCAGAAAGAGGAUGAAAGAAGAUUGGGGCAGCUUGACCGGGACGGGGCAGGAGGGCAAGAUGAAGAAGCAAGAGUGGAGUGGAGCAGCUUUGGGAGAAGAAAGGUCCAGAGGAGCCUGGGCAGAAAAGAGCAGAGGAGGUUGGAAAUGAGAGCAAGGCUAGACAGGGGAGCAGCAACUAUCUGCUCUGAGGGGGCAGCUGAGACCGCCACCUUCAGACUGCAGCCCCCUCCCCGAUUAAAAAGCAAGAAAUGCACUGUUGCCAUCUGCCUUCCACCCCCGUCGUUUGCAAGCAGCAACGCCGGCAGGCCGCGGCCGUUUCCCGGGCGAACGCCGCCAUCUUGUGGCCGCUCGCUGGAACUGCACCCUCGGGGCGGAGCU